UGUGCAUGAAAAAGCUUUGGCACUAACGUUGAAACUCAGACCUCUCACUCUCUCUCUCUCGCGCUCUCUCGCGCUCUCAUAUAUACUCUGCUAUAUUCCGCUCACUACAUCUAGUCGCGGUUAAGGGGCGUGCGGUUGCCAGGAGAGACGCGCGUACAGUACAGUGUAGGAGCGUUAACGGCAGAGCGGCACGGGCUCUCCCCCGCCAUUUCCUCGUGUCGAACCCUGGAAUGUCGAGUAGCGGCUCGGGCUCUUCCUCGCGGAAGGAGUUUGAUGUGAAGCAGAUACUCAGGAUCCGAUGGAGGUGGUUCGGUCACCCCGCGGUCCCUCCGCCUCAGUCCCCGCCGCUAGGAGACUACUUCGCCGGGAGGAGGGCGGGCGGCAGCUCCGGAGACGGACCUUCCGUAAGCGGCUGUAGCACCUCGAAUUCAGCCAGCGCGAACCCCAGCGCCCUGGGUCACAGCGGGCUGGUGGCAAGCGGCAGCGCUGGUUCUAACCUGUGUAACGGCAGCAACAGAAAGUUUGGUGAUCCGACGGGGAGUCGGGGCGGUCCGGUUGGAGCGGCAGCUGGAGCAACGGGGAGCUCCUGUCCCCGCUCCUUCAGCCAGCCAGAGUGCAGGAGCCCCGCUGCAGCGCUGUCUUGGGUCUCCCCGCCGCCUCAUCGUCGCUCCCGUCCUGGGACGAGCAUGGAACCCCCAGGCGAGGCUCCGGUGCCCCAGCUAGUACCCGAGCCACCCGCUCUUGUCGGGGUUGAGGAGGAGGCAGCGACACCGGCAGCGUCGGGCACCGAGGACAACAACAACCACCUGGAAACCGACUCCAGCUCGUGCAGGACGUCUAACAGCAGCGCCACACUGUCAUCAUGCGUGUCGAUGGAGCCAUGUGCAUGUCCAGAAGAGUGUAUGUUCACCGCUCUGUCCCAUGCCGAUGUCACCUUCCACAAGAUGGAGGGCUACCUGAGGUCGCGGCAGCUGUGUGAUGUCGUACUGGUGGCUGGAGAAAGGCGGAUACCUGCACACAGACUGGUCCUCUCAUCUGUGUCGGACUACUUUGCGGCCAUGUUCACCAGUGAUGUGAAGGAAGCCAAGCAGGACGAGGUGAAGAUUGAAGGAGUGGACCCUGAUGCAUUGGCGGCCCUGGUGCAGUAUGCAUACACAGGCCGUCUCGAGUUGAGGGAGGACACCAUUGAAUCUCUGCUGUCAGCCUCCUGCCUGAUGCAGUUGUCGUCAGUGGUUCAGGCCUGCUGUUCGUUCCUCAUGAAGCAGCUCCACCCCUCCAACUGUCUGGGUAUCCGCUCCUACGCUGACGCUCAGGGCUGCAAUGACCUGCAGAGGGCUGCUCACGCCUACACCAUGGAACACUUUUUAGAGGUGGUGGGAGGCCAGGAGUUCCUGCUGCUCCCGGUGGACGAGAUGGAGAGGCUGCUCACGUCUGAUGACGUCAACGUGCCCGACGAGGAAACCGUGGUGACCUCUUUGCUAACGUGGGUUCAUCAUGACGCCGCCACACGACAGCGUCACCUACCCUUGCUGUUGUCUCACGUCCGACUGCCAUUGCUGCAGCCACAGUUCUUGGCCGACUUGGAGUCCAACCCUCUGCUCCGGGACAGUAUGGAGUGCCAACGCCUGCUGAUGGAGGGGAUGAAGUAUCACCUCUUGCCACAGCGGCAGCCUCUGCUUCAGAGUCCCCGCACCCGGCCCCGCAAGGCCACUGUUGGGGCCAUGUUCGCCGUAGGGGGCAUGGACGCCACGAAAGGUGCUACCAGUAUCGAGCAGUACUGUCUGCGUCAGGACACGUGGAGGCAGGUCGCCAUCAUGAGUGGACGGAGACUACAGUUUGGUGUAGCUGUCCUCGACGGCCGUCUCUACGUGGUGGGCGGCCGAGAUGGACUCAAGACCCUCAACACUGUGGAGUGUUACAACCCGCACGGCAAAGCCUGGACCGUCAUGCCUCCCAUGUCCACACACAGGCAUGGCUUAGGAGUAGCGGUCCUAGAGGGGCCCAUGUAUGCAGUAGGAGGACAUGAUGGCUGGAGCUACCUCAGCACAGUGGAAAGGUGGGACCCCCAAGCUCGCCAGUGGAGCUUUGUUGCAAGUAUGGCUACACCCAGAAGCACAGUGGGAGUAGCUGUACUCAAUGGCAAGCUGUACGCAGUAGGAGGUCGUGACGGCUCAUCCUGUCUGCGUUCAGUGGAGUGUUUUGACCCCCACACCAACAGGUGGAGUGGUUGUGCACCUAUGGCUAAAAGGCGUGGAGGUGUGGGUGUGGCCACAUGGCACAGCUUCCUGUACGCCAUCGGAGGUCAUGAUGCUCCCGCCUCAUCCCUUGCAUCUCGGCUAAGUGACUGUGUGGAGAGGUAUGACCCGCAGACAGAUGUGUGGACGGCAGUUGCCCCCAUGAGCAUCAGCAGAGAUGCCGUUGGUGUUUGUCUCCUUGGAGACCGUCUCUACGCUGUGGGCGGUUAUGACGGGCAAGUGUAUCUCAAUACUGUAGAAGCCUACGACCCUCAGACAAACGAGUGGACACAGGUAGCACCUCUGUGUCUGGGAAGGGCAGGAGCAUGUGUGGUGGCCGUCAGACUCUGAAAACAUAAACACCAACAUUCUAUGGCGUACUGUACAUGAUGAGACUCAGAGAUCCUCUGUGUCACCACUAACAUGGUCACUGAUCACCAAGGAGCCCAUCUGCCUGCCAUGAUGUGACCAACACCGGGAAGUGAGAGACUAAUAACUGAACACACUUCGGCAAAGCCAGAUUUAACUCUGCCUAUCAUUUAUUUGAAUGUUUAUAGGUUAGUGUUAGAUUGUGUGUCAGGUUUCUGAUAAAGUUUUUGUAUUUGAACAUCCUGAUAACAUCUGCUGCAAAAGUGAACCGCCACCGCCACCCAUGAUGAAGAUGAAGAACAAUCUGCAGUGUUUAUCUGAGCAUGAAGGAACACCUGUCGUCUCGCAGCUUUUUUUUUCUUUCCUAUUAUUUUGUUCCUGCAGACAAGGUGGGACACACACACACACACACACACACACACACACACACACACACACACACACACACACACACACACACACACACACACACAUAAACCUACAUGGUUGCUUUCAGCUUCUAUUUCUGCUGACAGAAAGGUGAGAGAGACAGAGAGAGAUUGUCAAGAGACUGUUGAGGUGCCUCAUCAUUUUACGCUCUCGGUUCUCCUAACAGUAUCUGAUAGCAUGUAUUGAUGCUAUUUUAAUAUAGUCCCUAUUAGUUUAUGCUGCAGUCGGCAAGUUGCUCUCCUUUUCUUUCUUUUCCUUUCCCGCCUGCUGACAGAUGAAAGAAAGACUUGACAUAAUCAGCACAACCUUAUGAACAGCCAUACUGUAAGAAACUGACGCUCUUUAUUCUUUUCAGUCAAAAACAUAUCAUCAUGCUUUUAUCUAAUAUUUCUGUGCAUGUCUCCAAUGUUGCAUCAGCUAACAUCUGAAGCAUACAGUAUACUGUGACUGUGUUAUUUAUUGUAGCUUUUCUUUUGGCAAAUUAUCCAACUUUCUUUUCUUUUUUUCUUUUGUCAUUCUGCCAUUGUUCACAUAAUUGAGGCGCGUGCGUUUGUGGACAUGUGUUCAGAGAUGGCAAGGAGUAUAUUUUUAUCUCACAAUGAAAAUCUUCCCCCUUCCCCUCUCCACAUCUUCAAUUCCCUACUGCUUUCUCUUCAUCCCCAUUUUCCCAUUUCAUCACCACACACACACUCACACUCACACACACACACACACACACACACACACACACACACACACACACACACACACACACACCACUAUGUUUUAGAGCAGAAUUGGAUACCCAGACAAAAUGAACAACAGACCAUAUAAUGAGGCCAUGAAUUUAAUAACCUUGAUUCUGAGCUGGUGGCAACGUUUUGUUUGAUGUCGAGUUCAAAGCUAUUAUUAUUAGAUUUGAUGCCGCUGCAGACAAAGUGUAAAGAGAUAUUAUGAAUCCUGUGAAACGACCUCAUGUCUUCAUAUUUGUAGGUUUGUUUGAGUAAACUUACAUGUGUGUGUGUGUGUGUGUGUGUGUGUGUGAAACAAACUACUGACGGUGAGAGGCAAAGCAGCCAUCCUGUCUGAACUGACAUAUCUAGAGCUAAUGUAGCCCCCAGGAUGCACUUCACACGGACAUAUCACAUACAAACACACACACACACACACACACACACACACACACACACACACACACACACCUACAAAGACACACUUAACCACACAGCUGAAAGCCAAGUGCCCGGGAGCCAGUGAAGAUUGAAAAGCCUUCCAGAUUUGCAGGCAUGACAUCUAAAAGCAGAGACUGUGCAGGCUAGCGAUUCCCCACAGCUGAGUUUAUGUUUUUACUCUAGCCUAAUGCACUGCUGCAUUAUUCUAUUUUCUUCCUCUUCAAACCGCUGUUUAUUUAGAGAGUAAUUCUCUUUGGAUCAGAGCAGAAGAAGUGUGUCACCUCCACUGUGUAGAGGUAGUCAGAGAGUUUGAUUUCAGUCAGAGGUUAAAAAUAAAGAAAGACAUUCCAAAUCCUACUAUAUAUUUUGUGUAUAUUAUGUACAUAAAUAAAUAUAAAUUCUGUUUGUAAUCUUAUUGCAUUAUACUGUAUAUUAUACAGUGCCCACUAAAUCUAUCAUGUGUUAUUGUGCGUUUCUUUUUUGUACGAUGAACUGAGAUGAAGAUGAGGUGUAAUAAAAUGACGGUUGGUGAGAAAUGGUACAGCUGCUCAUCUCCUCUUUUUGUACCAGAAUAUUACACCUCCUCUUUUACAAUAUAAAUGAUGUAUGUACAAUAUAUGCUUCUGUAAUAUGCUGUUAUUGGUCUUUUAUACAUUAAAGUCAAGAUGUGAUUUAA
This is a messenger RNA of Cottoperca gobio, 4859 nucleotides long. RefSeq names its product kelch-like family member 5 (gene klhl5). Lineage: Eukaryota; Metazoa; Chordata; Actinopteri; Perciformes; Bovichtidae. The coding region runs from base 231 to 2585 and encodes 784 amino acids. Gene Ontology annotation, molecular function: protein binding. The transcript has 13 exons. The record is from RefSeq and is a predicted model, not a curated record.